Molecule: messenger RNA, 1318 nt
Organism: Rhopalosiphum maidis (corn leaf aphid)
Lineage: Eukaryota; Metazoa; Arthropoda; Insecta; Hemiptera; Aphididae
Gene: Nup44A
Product: nucleoporin SEH1
Exons: 6
Coding region: 154-1224 (356 amino acids)
Biological process (GO): cellular response to amino acid starvation; positive regulation of TORC1 signaling
Cellular component (GO): nuclear pore outer ring; Seh1-associated complex
Molecular function (GO): protein binding; structural molecule activity
Source: RefSeq, a predicted model, not a curated record
CAAAACAAAAAUGUCGAACUUUAAGCGUUUGAAAAUUUAAACAUUAUCAAUAUUUUGUUCUUUUAUUCUAUUAAACUUUAUAUAAUUACACACGACAAUACUUUUAAGUUUCAAAAGAAAACUUUCAGCUUCUGUAUCUAAUAAAUGUAAAGUAUGGUUGAGGCUCACAGUAUUAACGCGGAGCACAAAGACUUAAUACACGAUGUUGCAUUUGACUACUAUGGAGAAAGAAUGGCGACAUGUUCUACUGAUCAAUUUGUUAAAGUUUGGGAUCAAGAUGAACAAGGUAAUUGGAAUUUGACAGCUAGUUGGAAGGCCCAUAGUGGAUCUGUUUGGAAAGUAACUUGGGCACAUCCAGAAUUUGGUCAAGUAAUAGCAACAUGUUCCUUUGAUCGUACAGCAGCUAUUUGGGAAGAAGUAUUGGGUGAAAAUAAUGAACAUGGAACAUUAUUACGAAAUUGGGCACGUAGAGCAAACUUGGUCGAUUCCCGCACAUCUGUAACUGAUGUUAAGUUUGGCCCAAAAUCUUUUGGAUUAAUUUUAGCAACUUGCUCAGCUGAUGGAGUUUUGCGAAUUUACGAAGCUCCCGAUGCAAUGAAUCUUGCUCAAUGGCCAUUACAACAUGAAGUAUCAUUAAAAGUGCCUAGUAGUUGUCUCACAUGGAAUCCUUUAUUAUCUACUUUUAGAAUGCCGAACGCAAUGAUAGCAGUUGGCAGUGAUGAUAAUUCCAAUACUACAAACAGUAAAGUAUUUAUAUGUGAAUAUAAUGAAGUAUCUCGUCGAUGGGCUAAAACAGAAUCUGUAAAUACUGUAGCUCAUCCAGUACAUGAUAUGAUAUUUGCACCUAAUAUGGGACGGUCGUUUUAUUUGUUAGCAAUUGCUACAAAUAAUGUUCGUAUAUUAAAACUUAAACCAAUUGUUGAUGCUACUAGUGGUUUUCCUUAUACUAUUGAAACCGCAGCUCAAUUUAAUGAUCAUUUUUGUACAGUCUGGCGUGUUGCAUGGAAUAUAACGGGUACUGUUUUAGCAUCAUCUGGUGAUGAUGGAUGUGUGAGACUUUGGAAAUCUACUGUAGACACUUGGAAGUGUGUCGGAGUGUUAAAACGUGAUGGAAAAUUGCCUCAGCCGCAGUCAAAAAAGACCCAAUCAACUGCUCAAAACAAUUUAACUAGGUUCUUUAAACUUGGUCAAAUAACUCACCCUAGUGAAGUACAUUGGCAUUAAUGAUUUAUUAUUAUUACUUAUUUAUCUUUUGUUUAUUCAUUAUAAUAUUAAAUAUGAUAUAGUUUCAUAUUUCCAAGUAAAAGAGUUACAAUAA